AUGUCCAAAAUCUCAAUCGGACCCGAAGACUGUGGAGCCGAAGAGACAGAGACUAACUCCGAUUUUGGUAACUUCUGUGGAGGUUCAGAGGCAGAAGUUGGGGCCGGAGAAGGCCAUUUAGAGGUCUUGCCCUUAUCCUUCCUAGAUGAAUGUGACCUAGCAGAGGAGGAAGAACUGGCUAGGUCUUCCUUGAAGGAAGGCUUUAACAUGCCUUUCAAAAUCAGCUUAUUCUUCCAUUCAUGGAGUACUUUAGGGCUAAAAGAAUGGCAAAAGAGACAAGUUUCUUGUAGAUGUAUGGCCCCUAAGCAGUACAUACAGAUGAUUCCAAGGUCUGUCUGUAGUGAGAGCUGUCCUCCAGGAAAUCGAAAGGCUGCACAACAUGGACAGCCUCUUUGCUGUUUUGAUUGUAUUCCAUGCUCUGAGGGAGAGAUUGCCAACCAAACUGGUACCAUUGAAUGUCUGAAGUGUCCGAAGACUCACUGGCCCACUUUAAGUCGUGAUGCAUGUGUUCCCAAGAAUACAGAAUUUUUAUCCUAUGAAGACCACCUAGGCAUAGCACUGGCUGUGAAUGCCUUGAGCCUGUCUGCUGUCUCUACAGUAGUUCUGUGCAUCUUUAUUAAACAUCGUAACACACCAAUCGUCAAAGCUAACAACCGAAACCUUAGCUACUUACUCCUCCUUGUCCUCAUAUUCUGCUUCCUGUGCCCACUAAUGUUUAUCGGGCAUCCAAGCAACAUCAGCUGUGUACUACGACAAGUUGCCUUUGGCGUGAUAUUUUCUGUCAGCAUUUCUUGCAUUCUGGCUAAAACUGUCAUAGUGGUCCUGGUUUUCAGAGCCACAAAACCAGGAAGCAGUCUGAAGAAAUGGCUAGGGCCAACAACACCAUAUUUUAUUGUUGUAUUUGGUUCAGUUGUACAAUUUCUGAUUUGCAUUGUCUGGCUAACAAGUUACCCACCCUUUGUUGAACUUAAUAUGACAUCACACAGGGACAGAUUAUUAAAUGAAUGCAAUGAGGGCUCAUUUGCUAUGUUCUACUGCAUGCUGGCAUACCUAGGACUUCUGGCUAGCAUGAGUUUCUUGGUGGCUUUCAAGGCAAGAAAGCUCCCAGACAACUUUAAUGAAGCCAAACAUAUUACAUUCAGUAUGCUGAUUUUUAUGUCUGUUUGGCUGUCCUUUGUACCAGCUUACCUCAGCACAAAGGGCAAGUACAUUACAGCUGUAGAGGUGUUUGCUAUUUUGGUUUCAAGUGCUGGGUCUGUUGUCUGUAUAUUCAUGCCAAAGUGCUAUAUUAUUAUUUGGAGGGCUGAUAUGAACACUAAAGAACACAUGUUGCUUAAAACAAAUUUUGAAAAGAGAUCCUAA
Protopterus annectens (West African lungfish) is the source of this 1362-nucleotide messenger RNA. RefSeq names its product vomeronasal type-2 receptor 26-like. The transcript is spliced from 3 exons. Gene Ontology annotation, molecular function: G protein-coupled receptor activity. Gene Ontology annotation, cellular component: membrane. Gene Ontology annotation, biological process: G protein-coupled receptor signaling pathway. The coding region runs from base 1 to 1362 and encodes 453 amino acids. The record is from RefSeq and is a predicted model, not a curated record. Lineage: Eukaryota; Metazoa; Chordata; Ceratodontiformes; Protopteridae.